AUAUCACGUCACAGUAAUCGCAGGUAACAUAAUCAAUUAGCUUUGUCAGGAUUCCGGCAAUAGUUACUUGAUAAGUGGCAGGCAGGUGAGCCAUCGUAUUGACCAAGCUUUGAUAGGCAGUGUCGUGUCGGGCAUAGAAGGAAAUGUGACACCACGACUGGCUAUCAACGGCACCACAUGGCUCGAUCCCUGCAUCUCGUCAGCACUAGGCUACCUCCUAGUAGUAGCCUCCAGACUAGUAGAUAGAUAGAUAGAUAGAUAGAUAGAUAGAUAGACAUGUGCGGUCGCAGUGCGUUCCUGUUCCUCGUCCCUGUCAAUCAGGGCAUCUAUUUAGCGUUCAUGCUAUCGCUUCACACUAACCAUCCACCCGAUCUGACCGAAUAAUCGCCAUCAUUUCGCCAUCUGACUGAUUCUUACGACUUCAUCACCAUCGGCGCAAUGCCCCCAAAAUCAGGAGUUCUCGUCCCGUUGUACAUUUACCCUCUAUCAGCGACGACAUGGGCUCCACUAUACGACGCUAUAACUGCCCACCCCGAUCUAGACUUCCUGGUGGUCGUCAACCCCAACAGCGGACCGGGCGACCUCCCCUCCCCGAACAAGGAUUACGCCCGCGAGGUCCCCAAGCUCAACGCCUUUCCGAACGUCUACACCGUCGGCUACAUUCGUAUCCACUACUGCGAUAAGCCUCUGGAGGAGGUCUACGAGGAGAUCGAUCGGUAUGCUAGCUGGUCGGCCUGCGAUGGUUUAGGAUUAGGUGGGAUUCUGCUUGAUGAAACGCCAAACCAUUAUUCGGAGGAGAGGGAGGAGUACCUGCGUGCUUGUACGGAGUUUAUCAAGGGGAAUGAGGGGAUUCUGCGCGAUCGGAUGGUCGUCCAUAACCCAGGCACACCCCCCGAUGCCGGGUUGGCCGACACCUGUCCGGAUCUGAUUCUGACCUGCGAAGAGCCGUACGAGAGGUACCGCUCCGACGAGGUGCAGCGUCGACUGGCCGAACUGCCCUAUGACCAAGUCCGAUGCGGGUACAUGAUCAAUGCGGUGCCAGUCGGCGAGCUGGUUGGCCUGGUGCGCGAAUUGCGCGAUCGCGCGGCGUAUCUGUUUGUCACGGAGGUGGAGGGGGAUUUCUACGAGCGAUUUGGACCAACCAGUUGGAUGCAAUUGAUGCAUGCGCUGAAAAGCGAUUCAGAUUCGGAGAUAGUGUAGUGUAUGUACUGUGUAUCUUAGUGGUCUAGGCCUAGGUCUCGGCGUGGAUCGAAUAGAUCUGUCAUUCUUGCGUGUUUAGCU
Molecule: messenger RNA, 1281 nt
Organism: Aspergillus novofumigatus IBT 16806
Lineage: Eukaryota; Fungi; Ascomycota; Eurotiomycetes; Eurotiales; Aspergillaceae
Product: spherulation-specific family 4 protein
Exons: 3
Coding region: 439-1200 (253 amino acids)
Source: RefSeq, a predicted model, not a curated record